AAGAUCUCUACGUCUUGAAACCUAGAAAAGUACUUGCGGUACCGGAGAGGCAGAAACCGGAACAAACUUAAAUCGAACUAGUAAAAGAUAAGUUAUGGCACGAUACGAUAGAGCGAUCACCGUUUUCUCGCCGGACGGUCAUCUUUUCCAGGUGGAGUACGCCCUAGAAGCCGUACGAAAGGGUAACGCCGCAGUGGGCGUUCGAGGUACAGAUACUGUCGUCCUCGGCGUAGAGAAGAAGUCUACUCCCAAGCUUCAGGAUUCCAGAUCUGUACGGAAAAUCGUAAAUCUAGAUGAUCACAUUGCAUUGGCUUGUGCUGGACUUAAAGCAGAUGCACGUGUUCUUGUAAAUAGAGCACGCAUUGAGUGCCAGAGUCACAGGCUCACUGUGGAAGAUCCUGUAACUGUUGAGUACAUAACUCGCUAUAUUGCUGGCCUUCAGCAAAAAUACACUCAAAGUGGUGGUGUAAGACCAUUUGGUCUUUCUACCUUGAUUAUUGGUUUUGACCCAUACACAGGUGUUCCAUCUCUUUAUCAGACAGAUCCAUCAGGUACUUUUUCAGCAUGGAAGGCCAAUGCAACUGGGAGGAACUCCAACUCAAUCCGGGAGUUUCUUGAGAAGAACUACAAGGAAACCUCUGGCCAGGAAACUGUGAAGCUAGCCAUUCGUGCUUUGCUUGAAGUUGUUGAGAGUGGUGGAAAGAACAUAGAAGUUGCUGUCAUGACAAAGGAGCAUGGACUUAGACAACUAGAGGAAGCUGAAAUUGAUGCCAUUGUUGCUGAGAUUGAGGCAGAGAAAGCAGCUGCAGAAGCUGCGAAGAAGGGCCCGGCAAAGGAAACCUAGUUCUAGAAAAAAUGCACCGUGUUCUUCUAUGAAGCUACAACUCUCUACUAUUUUGAUGCUUCUUUCAACAUGUGAACUGUUAAAUCCGGUGUUAGAAAAAGUGUGAUUUGCUGAACUUUUCCUAUAUUACACAGUUGAAUGUUGAUAGACAUUUGCUUGCUAAGAAAAUUAUUAUCUUCAUUUAU
This is a messenger RNA of Ipomoea nil (Japanese morning glory), 1029 nucleotides long. Its product is annotated as proteasome subunit alpha type-7. Gene Ontology annotation, biological process: ubiquitin-dependent protein catabolic process. The record is from RefSeq and is a predicted model, not a curated record. NCBI's taxonomy places the organism in Eukaryota, Viridiplantae, Streptophyta, Magnoliopsida, Solanales, Convolvulaceae. Gene Ontology annotation, cellular component: nucleus; proteasome core complex; proteasome core complex, alpha-subunit complex. The transcript is spliced from 3 exons. Bases 95 to 844 code for a protein of 249 amino acids.